Messenger RNA from Taeniopygia guttata (zebra finch), 3549 nucleotides. RefSeq names its product solute carrier family 43 member 3 (gene SLC43A3). The record is from RefSeq and is a predicted model, not a curated record. Lineage: Eukaryota; Metazoa; Chordata; Aves; Passeriformes; Estrildidae.
CGGGAGAGGGGGCACCGAGGGCCCUGGGCCGUGGCCUGCGGAACCGGGCUCGGCGUGGACGCGAUGCGGAUGUCCGGGGUGCCCGGGGCGGUGCCGCGGUUCGCGUGGCCGAGCGGCGGAACCGCUUCUGCCCCGGGGCCGUGGGGGAGGCUCGGGGGGCCGGCACGGCGGGGACCCACGGCUGCCCAUCCCCGGGACCACGCGUGUGUCCCCCCGCCACACGUGUGCGGCACAAGCCCCGCGGCCGGGGCCGCUCCGUGGGGCGCGGGCGGUGCCACCCCGGGACACGCGUCCUGCAGGGGCAGCGGGGUGGGGGGCGCGCCCAGCCCUAUGGCAGCCCCCGGGGGUCCUGUGACCCCACCUGCUCCCACCACGGCCCGGGGGGAGCUGGGGGGACACAGCAGGGACAGAGGGGACGCUCAUUGAUGCUGCUCCCUCGUGGAGGGCUCACCGGGGCUCCGGGGGGCUCACCAGUGUGGGGCUGUCGCUGCUGUGGGGACUCACCCGUGUGGCUGGCAGAGACAACGUGUCUGGGACAUCCCAGUCAGGCCAGUGGCUGACACCCAUAGUGAAUGGCUCGGGGUGCCCCAGACAGUGACGCCCAUAUAUCAGGGAGCCCCGGUGUCUCCCAGCUGCUGUAACACCCCCAGUCUGUAAUCUUUUUGGCCACUCAGGUGGCUAAAAAUAGUACAGGUCCCCCCGGGCCGGCCCCGCCCGGCUCUGUCCGGGUUAAUCUUCAGCUGCUGGUCACUGUAAUGAGGCCUCAUUACCUGACAUCGCAGCAGGCAGGGCACUGGGACAGGGACGGCUCUGGGCAGUGACACGGUGACAGGGGCUUGGAGCAGCACAGCCAGGCUGUGUGUGGGUGAGGGAGGUGGGGGGACACGGAGGACAGUGAACUGGGUGGCCUUGGUGGCCUUGCCACGCUGCUGUGGGAGUCCCAGCAGCUGGUGUUCCCAGGGUUGUGUUGUCAGCCCCAGCACGGUGACAGUCCCCAGUGCACUGCAGUGCUUGGGGUAGCAAUGUCCCCAGGAGACAUGUCAUGGUCCCCAGCAGUGGGAGGGGAUUCCUGGAGACAUGACAGGAUCCCCCAGGGGGUGGCAGGGUCCUAGAGACAUGACAGUGUCCCUGAGAGCUGUGCCAGGGUCCCCAAGGGAGGGCCCCAGGGGCUGUGCUGGGGCCCUGCGGGGUGUGUCACUGUCCCCUGCAGCGUGCCUGUGUCCCCAGGGGCUGUGCCAGCAUCUCCAGGGAUUGUGCCAGUUUCCCAAGCACUGUGCCAGGCCCCGGGGGAGCUUGUGUUGGUGUCCUCGGGGGGGUUGCCAAUGUCCCCAGGGGCUGUGCCAGCGUCACCAGGAAGAGUGCCAGUUUCCCAAGGGCUGUGCCAGGUCCCCAGCAGGGUGCUGGUGUCCCUGGGGUGAGGUGUGUUGUUGUGGUGUCCCCAGUGCUCACACCAGGGUGCGCAGCAUCGUGCCAGUGUCCCGUGGCUGUGCCAGGUCCCCUGGGGAUGCUGGUGUCCCUGGGAGGAUGUUGGUGUUCCCAGGGUUGUGUUGUCACCAGAGCACGCACUUGGAUGCCCAGUAGUGUGCCAGCGUCCCCAGAGUUGUCCCAGGUCCUGGGCCAGGCUGGCUCGGGGCAAUAGGGACAGCACAGGGGGGUCCUGGCACAGUGAGGGGACCGAGCCCCCAUCGGGGGGCCCGAGGCACUAUCGGGGACUGCCAUCCUGGGGGCCCCGCCUGUGCUCCCGAGAGAUUAGGGGGGAGGCACUGGAGUGCAGAGGUGCGUCCCAGCCGCGCUGCCGAGGUUCAAACUCUGCGGUGGCGGUGAAGGUGACGGUGACAACAGGAGGGCCUGGCCUCGUGCAGGCUCGGCAAAGACGCCCCAGGCUGGUGACAGCCCGGGCCAGUGGCGGCCUGGGCAGGGGACAUGGCGGGGGGCGCGGGGCUGGCCAAGCGCCUGGGGACCCUCCUGUCAGGGCUGCUGGAGUGCGGCGCCUUCUGCGGCAUCAUCUUCGGCUGGGCCUCCCUCGUCUUCGUCCUCAAGGACCUGGGCUACUUCGAGGGGCUGUGCCAGCCCUCCGCCACCCCCGGCCCCAACUUCACCCUGGGGUCUGACUGCAGCAGGCAGGAUGAGCAGUUCUCCCUGGUCUUCACCAUCGGCUCCUUCAUGAACAACUUCAUGACCUUCCCCAUGGGCAUCGUCUUUGACCGCUUCGGCACCACGGCCGCGCGCCUCAUCGCCAUCUCCCUCUACACUGGCGGGACCCUGCUCGUCGCCUUCUCCACCCCAGAGCUGGCGAUGCUGCUCUUCCCGGCCAUGUCCAUGCUGUCGGUGGGUGGCAUCCUCCUCAUCCUCACCAACAUGCAGGUGGGGAACCUGUUUGGGAACUACCGCUCCAUCAUCAUCACCCUCUACAACGGGGCCUUCGACUCCUCCUCCGCCGUCUUCCUCAUCGUCAAGCUGCUGUACGAGCACGGGCUGUCCCUGCGGGCCAUGUUCCUCUUCCUGGCAGCCUGCAGCGCCUGGCACCUCCUGCGCACCCUCUUCCUGAUGCCGCGCAGCCGCAUCCCCUACCCGCUGCCCCCCGAUUACAACUACGGGCUGCGGUGCCGGGGCCGUUCCCGCUCCUACCGAACCCGCAAGGACAAGCAGCCCCCGGGAGAGGCUGGACCCGAGGAGACACCCCUGGAACCGCCCGUAGCUCGAGGUGCCGGUGGGGACGCCACCGGGACGCCGUUCCGGUCCUGCGCCUGCUCGUGGCUGUUCGCCUGGCAUGUCGCCUGGCUCUCGGUGAUGCAGCUGCGGCAUUACCUGUUCAUCGGCACCCUCAACCCGCAGCUCGAGCACCUGGCAGGGGGGGACCACGCCCUGGUGAGCACCUACACCAACGCCUUCGCCUUCACCCAGCUCUGCGGGGUGCUCUGUGCCCCCUGGAACGGCCUCAUCCUCGACCGGCACAAGCGGGGAAAAGCCCCCCGCCCUGAGGGGACCCUGGCCGCGCUGGCAGACCUGCGGUCGGCGGUGCUGUCGCUGGUGGUGACGGUGGCACUGUGCCUGCUGUUCUCUGUGUUUGCUGCUCUGCCUGUCCUGCCCGCCCAGUUUGGCACCUUCGUGCUGCAGGUCAUCAGCCGCUCCUUCCUGUACGGUGGCAAUGCUGCCUUCCUGGCCAUCGCGUUCCCCCCGCAGCACUUCGGGAAGCUCUAUGGGCUGGCCAUGGCACUGUCAGCGCUGGUGGCCCUGCUGCAGUACCCCUGUGUCGCCCUGGUGCAGGGGCCGCUCCAGGGGGACCCUUUCUAUAUGAACUUGGGGCUCAUUGCCGUGGUGCUGGUGGCCUUUGUCAGCCCCGUGGUGGUUGCCCGCAAGUGCCAGCGGCGAGCCAAGGAGCUGGGGAUGGCUGGCACACCCCUGGCAGCCCCCUCUGGCACUGAGAUCCACGCCGAGACCCCACACUGAGCCUCACACCCAGAGCACCAUUUUUGUAGCAGCCUGGGGGUGCUGUGCCAGUGGGGUGGGGGGGGGUGUUGGGCAUAAUAAACAUCACUGCCCCCUCCA